Messenger RNA from Lagopus leucura (white-tailed ptarmigan), 1769 nucleotides. RefSeq names its product NACHT, LRR and PYD domains-containing protein 1b allele 2-like. Bases 232 to 618 code for a protein of 128 amino acids. The transcript is spliced from 4 exons. NCBI's taxonomy places the organism in Eukaryota, Metazoa, Chordata, Aves, Galliformes, Phasianidae. The record is from RefSeq and is a predicted model, not a curated record. Gene Ontology annotation, cellular component: canonical inflammasome complex.
GGGCUGCUGCCGGCCGUGGGUGGGCCGGGACCCGGGCUUUCCUCGUGCGUUCGGGCGGUGCCACGGGUCUGAGGGCUGCCGCUGCUCUGGGGAUGCCGCCGGGCUGGCGGUGCUGGCCUUGUCUCCUCGCCCUUGCCGCGAUGGGAGGGUGGAGUGCCUAACCGCUUCACCAAGGAGUUUUCACAGGCCAAAGCAAGUCCCCCAUCCUUUUGCCCAAAUGUCACCUGCCUGAUGGCAUCCCCGCUGGAUGGAUGGAGGCUGGACUGGUGUUCGACAUCCAUGCUACGCUGGGUGCUGUCGAGGCCAUUCAUCUCCUUCAUUUCCUGUCUCACAGAAGGAAAUGUGAACACAUCUGAGAUGCGUAUCGGCCAUGUCCUCAAUGGGAACAUGCUCCUGGAGAAGCCCAAUGCAGUGAAGCCAUUCCACGCAGAGUUGAGAGAUCCCAGUUUCUCCCCCAUGGGAGUCAUCUUGCUUUCUGCCGCAUUCCCCUUCAUCUGCGUGCACUCCCUUGUGCUGCUCUACCAUGUCAUCAGGGCUGCCAACGUCACCCUUCACCUCUACCUCAUCCCCAACAACCACGGCCUGGAAAAGGUGGUGGACAAGGAUGAGAAGAGAUGAGGCUAUUCACUCUUGAUGAACAAAUCUCCCCAGACCAAACGACUGCUGAACUCUAACACAUGAUACCGUGCAUCUGGUCCUUCACAGGCAGAGAUAAACCCUCAAGUGAGUUGGGCCACGUGCCUCACAACUGCUGUGAAGGAUGGCAAUGCUCUGACACACCAACCUGCUUCUGCCAGGAGCUGAAAUUCAUCUACCUGACAUCAGACAGCCGCCAGCUCCACACCGAGAUCUACAACAAAGACCUCCAGCUCUCUUUGCAGCUCUCUUUGAUGAAGGUCGCCCAGGAAGGUGAAAAGGAGCGUGACCUGCUGUGGGCUGCCUUCCCGAGGGCAGGUAGGAAGGACAUGAUUGCAGCCCUGGGUUCAGUGAGGCCUGAAAUGAGGCCUCAAGUUUGGUAAGGGAGCAGGACUUGCUGACAUCUGUCAGGGUGUGUGUCCAAGCCUCCUUUUUUCAGUCUGGUACCUUCCACUCUCCUUUUUGCUCUUCUCUAGGGGACACUGAGCCUCCAGCUGCCUCUUUUCCUCCUUCGUACUCAGGUGUGUUCUUCCUUUAGGGGGAGUGGGUUUGGCCUGGAGGUCCAGGUCUUGGUCAAUCCAGUGUGGAGAGAGAGUUUCUUUGUUCUCCCUAACGUACCCCAGAGAGCUGGAGGGGAAGGCCAUGAGGCCAUGAUGUCAAAUCAGAAAGAAUACUUCAGAAACCUAGGUAGAGAUUGAGGUGAGGAGGACUGGGAUGAGUUCUGCCUUUGGGCUGUUCCCUUGUGCAAAGUCUUGGCAGAAGAGGAAGAUACAAGAUGGUUUAAUCUGCCAUGCCAAGAGCAAACAAGAAGCAGUGAUAAGCAUCCUUCAGUCUUAGCAAAGGCGGGAUGUUUCCUAUUUAGCAGCAGCACCCAACCACUCACUCUUCUAUCGUAGCAGGUAUCAUGGUUUUGUGAUUUUUGGUUUCCGGUAUUCCAUAUCAUAACAUCAUGUGGGGCACUGGGAGUUUAACUGUUAAUGCUCAAGUCCUGGGUACCUGCUCAGAAGAGAAGGAGAACUGCAUUCCCCAGGAGACCUUGUGGUCAGGGAGAGGAAAUUUAACUCCUGGCAAGGUCACCUGAUGUGCUCUUUUUCAUCUGCUCUUGGUCGUGGGCGCUGCUCCGUUCUCCCUGC